AUGAGGGAAGUUAGAGCGCGUGCAGCGCAGGCGUGGGUUGCAUUCAACUCUCGAAAGCAGAAAAUAUUUUCCUCACCGAAGGUCGGACCCCAAGAGAAGGCACAGCUCUUUGACAGCCUUGUCGCCUCGACUCUUUUCUACGGGUCCGGCACCUGGCCGGAUCCGUCACCGGAGUGCGUCCGCAAGCUCAAUGGAACUCUGCGGGGAAUGGCCAGCCAGAUGCUCCGACCGGCCUAUGACUGUGCCCAGGCAUGGAAGCUUGGCACAGCAAGCACCCUUGCCCUGGCCAGAAUCCCAACUGCCACGACGUACCUCCACGUCCACAGGCUUCGUUACCUCCUCUCCUGCAUUGUGCUGCCAGUCCCUGAACUGUGGGCCCUCGCCCACUGGGAGGGCACUUGGAUGCGCUGUGCCGCGGAGUCCGUCCAGUGGCUUUGGGAACGGGCCGACCCCGAGCGCCGGCAUCCGAAUUGGACCUCCGCCUGGGAAGAGUGGCGCGAGGAGGCUAAGCAACACCCGGGCAGGUGGAAGGCGCGCGUCCGUAGGGCGCAGAAAUGCGCCGUUGCGCAGGAGAAAUGGCAGGCUGAGCUGCAGCGGCACGAAGGGAUGCUACUGCGCCAGCUCCAGCACGUCGGGGCGGUUGUCUCCGCCCAAACGGACUACGGGGAGGAAACGAGAGAGUGCUGCGCAGUGUGCCACAAGCGCUUCAAGGACUACCGGGCGUGGUCUGUCCACGCCUUUUCUACCCACGGGCGCACGGAUGAGAUGAGGCGCUUGGCCCCUGGCACGCAGUGUCCUGCAUGCCUCAAGCACUUCACCUCCGCGGCUAAACUCAGCCGCCACCUCGGCUACAGCCGUGAGUGCCGUAGUCGGCUGUUGUCUACUAGUGCCCGACAUAUCCCCGAGCCAGGGGUAGGCAGCAGGAAGGCUCCGGAUGACGGGGUAGCCUUGAUGCCUGUGCUACAAGCUUCCGGGCCCCGUCAGGGACCUCUGCAUUUCGUUGUCGAGGAGGAAUCUGCUAGGCCUUCUGCAGAGGUACUGGAUUGUCUCCUGCACAUCGACCACGAUGGAGGUAUCGCCAGCUCCGAUGAGAACGAGCUUUGGGAACGCCUGCGAACAGCCUUCUCCUGCGUGUGCCUACAGGCCGCUCGACUGCAGGUUACUGCCCGGUGUUGGCAGCGUCUCAUUUCGGAUCCGCACCAGUCCGUCUCUGCCUGCACACUUGACACCUUGCGUGGGGCCGCCAACUGGCUCUGUUGCCAUGACCUCGUUUCGUGGCUUGUUCCGGAUGCAGAUGAUAGCCUCCCUGUCACCGACACCUACCGGCUCAGUGGACUCUACCUUGACUCCCUCACCCUCACCGGUGUCAGGUGGCCUGUACCUGUCGCUGCUUCCCUUGAUACAAUCUGGGUUCAGGUUGGCACGUUCCCUCAGACCUCCUCCCUCAUGUCACUGGGGACAGAUGGCUCCGUUACCAGCACGGUGAGGCCCUUGCGGACUGUGCAGCCGACGUUGUGGUUGACUAUCUUGCCCAUGCAGACCCCGAGUGCUGCUAUUGCUUGUCAACACUUGGCCUUCCUUUUGAAUCCCAGAACGACCCACCUCGGGAUUCCAGUUCCUGUGAGGCCAUGCUACCUGGUUUUGCAUUGGCAUGGGACAUUGUUCGAGCCUCUGUUGACCACUGGACACGGGGCAUACCUUCCAGAUUGGUUCUUCCUGAUCCAGUCCCCUCUGCGGCACAGACCUUACUCCGGUCUCCUGGACUUCUGGUGCAUCAGUCUUCAGGUUUCAGCAGUAGCCUUCAGCGACAUCAAACAUCUGUGCAAUUCGUGUCCACCCCCACAUGCAGCCAUGGACAGCACUGUUCGAGUCAGGGACUUUGCUUUAGCCGGCAUCUUGGUCCAGCUCAUGUACAAAGAAGUUCAAGUAGCGGAGGAGCUGUCAGCAAUAUCUCGUGGGGUCCUGGGUUGCAAUCUUGCCGGUGCUUUCCAGGUGGCCGCUGGGGCUGGGCUUGCACUUGCGGCGCUGCUGGUAGAGCGCCGCUUGCGUCAGCGGCAGAAGGCAUGCGGCCAAGAGUGGCCCACAUGCAGAGCAGGAUGGCUCCAGGAGCCGGCAAGUCCGGUGGGCAGACCUCGGAUUGCAGUUGUGGCCACUGGCAGCGUAGCAUCGGUGAAGAUCCCGGAGCUCGUGGAGAAGCUGAGUGAAAUUGCAGAAGUCACGGUGGUCCUUACAGCACCAGCCGAGGUGAUGACCAGUCAGGAGGUAGCCGGGCGAUACGCGCCUGAACGCUAUCGUGCAUGGGAGGCCCUGCAGCGCAGCGGGGUUCAUGUCUUGCGUGACAUCGACGAGUGGGAUGGCUACGAGGACGUCUCUUCGGAUUCUGUGGUUCACAUCGAGCUCCGGAGAUGGGCCGACGUAGCGCUGGUGGCGCCAUGCUCUGCAAACACCCUGGCAAAGCUGGCCUUGGGGCUCUGUGACAACUUGGCGACCUCCUUCUUACGAGCGUGGGAUCCUGAGAAGCCGCUCAUUAUCGCACCUGCCAUGAACACUUUGAUGUGGGAGCAUCCGAGCACUGCCCAGCACUUAAACACUCUCCAAGCCCGUGGCUCCAUCAUCAUCCCGCCGAUCAGCAAGAAGCUGGCAUGUGGCGAUGUGGGCCGGGGAGCCUUGGCUUCGGUCUCCGACAUCCUCCAGGCGGCGAAGGAGGCCUUCGAAGGGGCGGCCACCCGCCGUACGAGCUCCGGCAUAGGAUCCUGGCGAUUCCAUGGGUUUGAGGAGUGGCGGCCAGCCAAAGACGCCUGA
Messenger RNA from Symbiodinium sp. CCMP2592, 2802 nucleotides. NCBI's taxonomy places the organism in Eukaryota, Dinophyceae, Suessiales, Symbiodiniaceae. The record is from the annotation of a GenBank genome assembly.